AACUUAGAGGCUUGAAGCCACAUUCUACUCACCUCCCCAUGUAUCCAGAAGAAUUAAUUGGCAUGACCAUAACGACCUCGGAAUAUGUAACCGCCUUUGUCCUUAUUGCUACAAGCCUAGGAAUUGGAUACAGUCUUGGAAUAGCCUCAGCUAAACGAAAUAGACCUAAACCCUCAGAGACGGUCGAACGGAAGAUUGAAGAACCUUCAAAGUCAGAGAAACCUCUGAAAGACGCGCAAGACGCAGAACUAGAGAGUGAAAGCGAGUCAGAUGAAGAUGCUGCAGAUGGGGACCUCUCUGCUGUGAAACCGGGCUUUCUAGAGCCUUGCAAACUUGUUCUUGUUGUGCGUGCUGACUUGGGUAUGACGUCCGGCAAAAUCGCGGCACAAUGCGGGCAUGCGACGUUAGCAUGCUACAAAGCAUUGUUGAAGACAAAUCCUGCCUUACUCGCUCACUGGGAGCGAACAGGACAAGCGAAAAUUGCUCUGAAAGCGUCGUCAGAAGAUGAGUUGCUGGAACUGGAGGCCAUUGCUAAAAGUCUAAACCUCUGUGCGCGUUCAAUCAUCGAUGCAGGCCGGACUCAAGUAGCAGCGAGGACGCGAACUGUCCUAGGCAUUGGACCAGCUCCCGUCGAACUGGUGAACAGAGUGACGGGCAAACUACGACUACUAUAGUCCAUCUUGUUUGUUGCAAUACUAUACUUUAUCCAGUUUGAAGUUGUGUUGCUUAAGCAGGUUUUUGAGACUAUCUGGAUGUUCACGUUGUUUAGUCACAUGCGUCUGCGAAGAUAUGUCAUGUUCAUCAAGACCGUAGCUCGAACAUUGUGACUAUAUUACCUCAGACCGUCAAGGCCUCUGGACUACAUAUAAGCCGGUUCUCUAUCCCCUUCCUUCUUUGAACAGCCAUUCCAAUCCGUUCAUUCCUUGCUCCGAAAUCUCUGCCUCAGUACCCAUACAAUGUUUCUAACUAGCCACGAGAGCUUCCCACUUGGCAAUGACAUUUCGCUUCCCAAGGGCU
This is a messenger RNA of Somion occarium, 1017 nucleotides long. The record is from the annotation of a GenBank genome assembly. NCBI's taxonomy places the organism in Eukaryota, Fungi, Basidiomycota, Agaricomycetes, Polyporales, Cerrenaceae.